This is a messenger RNA of Penicillium arizonense, 2526 nucleotides long. RefSeq lists its product as uncharacterized. The transcript has 5 exons. Bases 1 to 2526 code for a protein of 841 amino acids. Gene Ontology annotation, biological process: diterpenoid biosynthetic process. The record is from RefSeq and is a predicted model, not a curated record. NCBI's taxonomy places the organism in Eukaryota, Fungi, Ascomycota, Eurotiomycetes, Eurotiales, Aspergillaceae. Gene Ontology annotation, molecular function: terpene synthase activity; magnesium ion binding.
AUGUCUGCCUUACCCACCCCGCAAGGUCUUACCGAACGUGCCAAGAAGCUUGUUCAUCGAAUUGCCACUGCCGUCGAUACGGACCAUGGGUUUUCCUCUAUGGCACACUCCAUUUACGAUACAGCGUGGGUAUCAAUGAUCGUCAAGAAGGACGGACAAGGUUCCAGAUGGUUAUUUCCGGAAUGCUUCGGCUUCCUCUUGAAGGAACAAAGCAACAGUGGCGAAUGGUCUUCCUUCAAAUCGACUGACCCAGCACGCACCCCUUCCGCUGAUAUUUUGGUUCCAGACACCAUUAUCCAUACACUAGCGGGGCUUCUUGCUCUGUGCAUUCAUGCCAGAGUUAGGGAUUGCACAAAUGGCACCUUGCCAUAUAACAUGUCAUGCCGUAUUUCUCGUGCAAAGCGAUGGCUCAACGCCGCCUUGCAGCAAUGGAAGGUUUCUGAGACUACGCACUUCGGUUUCCAGCUACUUAUCCCGGUCCUUCUUCACCGACUGAAGGACGAGGAAGAUAUCUCAUUUACCUUUCCUGGCGAAGAAGAACUUUGGUCUAUGUACAACACUGCAGCAAAUAUGGAUAUUGAGUGGUUAUAUACCGAAAAGUGCAAAGUGCCAUUGCUUUGCUAUGAGGGUCUUUUAGGGAAGUUGGACUUUGCACGGAUUGGGCAUCAGGUAUCAUCUGAAGGCCUCGGUGCAUUGCCUGCAUCGACAGCGGCAUAUUUGAUGUAUGCGCCAACUUGGAGUAACAUGUGCGAGGAAUACCUACGCAACGUUAUAAACAACGGAAGUGGCCGAGGCACGGGAGGUGUGGCUUCGAUCUUCCCUCUUACCACAUUUGAGUCUAGUUGGGUUUUAACCACCCUGCUGGAAAAUGGAUUCAGUACCGAGGAACUGGGCGAAGGGAAUGUGGAUAAGAUUGUCCAAUUCCUCAAAAAGCAGCUGGAGUCGAAUGGGGGUCGUGUUGGUGCGACAACUAUUUGGGUACCUGACGCCGAUGAUACCGGUAGGGCACUCACUGCGCUCUUCUUGCACGGCCACAGCCCUAGCCUAGACAGUUUGAUCACAAACCACGAAGUCGAUACGUACUUCCAAACGUUUUUCGGUCGCAUUCCUAAUGCAGUCCCUAGCAUCAGCGUCAACUCUAAUGUUCUCAAUGCACUCCUCUCCAGCCCAGAUCCCCCAAAAGCACAAAUCAUUAAAUGCAUCAAGUAUUUGUGCAAUACCUGGAAGAACGAUAGCGUCCCUGGGGAUCACUGGAACACUUCAGAAUACUAUGCGAUCCUACACAUGACCUUCAGUUUAGCCAAAUUUCGCAUUGCCAACUCACGGGGCCUUCUCUGUACAGACCGUAACAUGAUGGACCUCGUGGAUUCUACACUUUCAAAGUCGAGGGAAUACACGUUGAAAACCCAAAACGAGAACGGAUCUUGGGGCAAACGACACUCAUUCGAAGAGUCAGCGUACGCAGUCUUGAUUUUGGCCAACCUCCUGACCAUCAACGAAACAACUAAAGAUCAACUUGCCAUUCGUUGUAGCAUUGAGGGCGGUAAACGGUAUUUGGCGAAAUGGAAAGGGCCUGAUCCGACCGAUCUAGUGUGGACGGGAAAGAUAUGGCUAGCAGAUCUAUAUAUUCAAGAAGCGUACGUUCUAGCAGCGUUGAAAGUUGACAUCGGCCGAUUUGCAGCCGGUGGUUGGACAAGCAAACUCAAGAAAUUCUUGCCUGCCCCGCAUCUUGAGUCGUUUGUCACAGAGGACCCUCAAAAGGAUUUGUCCAAAAAGUCCGACAGUCUCUGCUCGAGUAGCCGAAGCAGCUUUAAAUCGGGCUUCUCCGCGGCCAAUUCUCCUCUAAGCUCUCGACCAACAACCCCUGGGCUUGAGGCGAUUGAUCCAAAAAUACUUGAGCCCAUUGGCUACAGCAAUGGAAUUGAGCAACAGGCUUGUGCUGAAGCUGCCGCCGGGUUGAACUCACUAAGUCUCUCUACCACCGGUUUCGACACCAAAAAGAUGCCGCUUAGUUACACAAUGCGAUCGAAUUCCCCUGCGUCAGACCUUGUCCCCGAGCAGCCUGGUUGUGACAUUGACGAAGAAGCAAGACAGAGCAAGAAGUCCUCCCGAGAGGAACCGCCCACUUCAAUGCCUCCCAACGUUGAGAACACCCUAGAAAAUUCCCCAGAAAAAGAUGGGGCCAAACACGAUGAGGGCGAAUAUGAAGGCAGUCUCCAAGAGAAGGCAAGCGAUCGAAAACCGCGUUGUGAUAUUCCAAUUCAUCUCACCAAGACGAGAUCACAACAGCCUCGGCAUCAUUUGGAUGAACCGAGCCCUCAAAAACUGCGACAGAAACUCUAUGCAAAGGAGAGAAGAAAGAUGCUUGAAUUCAAGAGCCAGAAUCUGACCUUAAGGCAGAUUGGACCCCACUUCGCAGACAUAGAUACGGCCUUUCUGCGAGAGGCCUGGCAGGAUUUAGAGCUUCCCCAGCGAUGCACCAGAUCAGGGGCUAAUCGGACGGCCCGUCAGAGGUAUGCUCGCUAA